Messenger RNA from Carassius auratus (goldfish), 3419 nucleotides. RefSeq names its product vacuolar protein sorting-associated protein 26B-like. NCBI's taxonomy places the organism in Eukaryota, Metazoa, Chordata, Actinopteri, Cypriniformes, Cyprinidae. Gene Ontology annotation, biological process: intracellular protein transport. The transcript is spliced from 6 exons. The record is from RefSeq and is a predicted model, not a curated record. Bases 254 to 1252 code for a protein of 332 amino acids.
UCCCGGUAGUAAAUUCAUUUCUGAUGCUUGUGUCUGUUUGUGCAUUGCUGAAAAAUCUUCUGCAUGUAUUAAUACAGUAGCCAUAUGAAGAAUUAGCUACAAUUUAUUUUGAACAACCUAUUAUAUAAGUACAUGAGAUAGAGAUACAAAAGAUAGAGCCGCUCGCUUGUGAACAGGACGGAAUUGUAUUGAUGUGGAAUAGGACCAGGUGUUAGAAUACAAAAGGAUUCCAGUCCAGCACAAGGGUUUCGGGAUGAGCUUCUUCAGUUUCGGACAAAGUGCUGAAAUUGACGUAGUUCUAAAUGAUGCCGAGACGAGAAAAAAGGCCGAGCACAAAACAGAAGACGGGAAAAAGGACAAAUAUUUUCUGUUUUACGAUGGGGAGACAGUCUCUGGGAAAGUCAACGUAACCCUGAAGAACCCAGGCAAGAGGCUCGAGCAUCAAGGGAUCAAAAUAGAGUUUAUCGGGCAAAUCGAAUUGUACUAUGACAGAGGAAACCAUCAUGAGUUUGUCUCUCUGGUUAAGGAUUUAGCUCGGCCUGGAGAAAUGGCUCAAUCUCAGACCUUUGAUUUUGAGUUCACACACGUGGAGAAACCGUACGAGUCCUACACAGGCCAGAAUGUUAAACUACGCUAUUUCCUGCGGGCGACCAUCAGCAGGAGACUGAAUGACAUUUCCAAAGAGAUGGACAUUGUAGUGCACACACUCAGCACAUAUCCAGAACUCAACUCCUCCAUAAAGAUGGAGGUGGGAAUUGAGGACUGUCUACACAUUGAGUUCGAGUACAACAAGUCCAAGUAUCACCUGAAAGAUGUGAUUGUAGGGAAGAUCUAUUUCCUGUUGGUGCGAAUCAAGAUCAAACACAUGGAGAUUGAUAUUAUUAAACGGGAGACAACAGGGACAGGGACAAAUGUGUACCACGAAAAUGACACCAUUGCAAAAUACGAGAUUAUGGAUGGAGCACCUGUGCGAGGUGAAUCCAUCCCCAUCCGUCUUUUUCUGGCUGGGUACGAGAUGACGCCCACCAUGAGGGAUGUUAAUAAGAAAUUCUCUGUUCGUUAUUACCUAAAUCUCGUACUCAUUGAUGAAGAAGAGAGACGUUACUUCAAACAACAGGAGAUUACACUAUGGAGGAAGGGAGACAUUGUGAGAAAAAGCAUGUCCCAUCAAGCUGCCAUCGCCUCUCAGCGCUUCGAGGGUUCGGCGAGUGCAGAGAAAGCACUUUCUCAAGCUAAAGAGGACGACAACUAACCCCAACCAUGUCUUCUCAUCUUCUCAUGUGUGUAUGAGUCAAAGAGAUUGUGUGUAUGGAUUUAAAGAAGCCUUGUGCUCCCAAAAUAGAUGGCAACGUAAACAUGAUAUUUCACGUUCCUAAACACACCAGUUUAUGAUCAACAAGUUCCUAAGUAGCUUUUAAAAAGGGAUUAAUGUAUGAAAAGCAAAAACGCUGAUUCCAAAAACCACAAUUUGAUAUUUACGAAUUCUUCUUGGCGGUUCCUGAGAUUGUUUACUUUUUGUCCUCCACCCUGGAAUUAAUUGACUGUAUAUUUAUUUGAAACAUUUCAGCAGUUCAUCUAGACAAAACAAACACAUUCCACUCUCUAUAUUCUAUUUACAGCCUUUUUUCACUUCUGUAUUGAAUGUUUUGUUAUUGUAGAUUUUGUUCUUUCAUAACAUAACAGUGUUUCUGACAGUAUUCUUACCAAUUCAAGCCUUUUUACUUUUGUUGCCAUUCCGUAAGAUAAAUUGUAAGCACUUCAGAGUUUUUGCCAAUGUGUUUUCACUGUCUCCAGUGGGACCCUUAACUUUAUAUCAACCCAAAAUUACAUAAGCAUUUUUGCUUAGAUUUAACAAACCAAAUGAAUUUCCCUACAGGCAUGUACAGUAGCUAAACUAAAAUGCACCUGAAUUGUAUUUUUAUUUUGUCUGUCAGACUGUAUUGAUAUAAGGAUACUUUAACAAGCUUUUCAAGACUGUAUGUUGUCGGGUAACACUUUAUUAUAAGCUUUCAAGAACUAAAAAUUAAUCUUAGAUAAUGUUUAUUUAUAAAUGAAUUAUCAUUCAACUUAUUUGUUAGUUUGUGUUGGCUGAUUCAACGUUUAUUAAUGUUAACGUGUAUAUUGUAAAAAUGUACUAUUUUUAUCUAAAAGAUGACGUUGAUCAAGAUUAAUUAAUGUUUGUAAAAGGAUUGUUUAUUGUUAGUUAGUUCAGGGUUACUACAGAACGACCUUAUUUUAAAGUGUUCCUAGGUCAUUGGAUGUUUAAUGUGAUUGGUCAUUGGCAUUGUAAUGUUUAAUGUUCUUUAAUGCCUGUCAAUUCUACAAUUUGGAUGGCAUCAAUAUCUUAUUUUAGUUCUCAUUUUUACCAACACUGGAGAUCAGCUUCAUAUUACAUGUCUAGUAGUAUGUAUUUAAAACCUUAGAAAUCUUUGACCACAGACCAGUACUUAUUAUAAAUGCUGAUAAAGUGUGUGUGAUCAGGAUGAAAAGCAGAUAAAUUAACGUGCGCAGUAUAAGGGAUGCAUAUCCUGGAAGUAAUUGCGCACAUAAUUUGAGAUUGCGGGUUAAUGAAUGCUGCCUUGUUAGUGUCUCUUAUUGUCGUGAUUAUUUCUGGUCAUGUUGGGGCCGUAGGGGUGUUUAUCUGUCUGAAAAACCAGGAUGAAUCAUCUCAAGAUAAGCUGCCUUUUGUGAGACUGCAGUUUCACAAUAUCAGUCUUUUUUUAGCACUUCCUUUCACUUAAGUAGAAAAUGAUCCUUGUGUCCGGCAGUGAACAUUAACUAAGAAAGAUAGUGCAUAAUGUUCGAUAAAAUCGCCCCCCCCCCCCCUCACUUUUUUUUACAUGCCUUUUAAAGAAGCUCUUGCUUUUGGUGUCAAACUAGUAAAAGAUGAUGGCAAGGCCGGUCACAGAGAACUUAGUGUAAGUGAACUCUCUGCUGUCUGUUUCACAAAUCUAAAGCAUCUCUUUGCAGAAUAUUCAUGGCUCUGUGUGCCACACUGUGUUUACUGACUUCACCGAUACGAUUUUACAAAUUAGCACUGUGUAUCCUUUCAAAACAAAGAAGGAAUAAGAAUUGGUUGUUUCCUAACUUUCUCGACAUUUAACAUUGUGUAAAAAAGUGCUGCUUAAAACAGCAUUAGAUAACCAUAUUUCUAUAUUAAUAUUAUGUAUGUACAGUAUAUAUUUACAGAAUUGUAAGUAUAUGAUUUAGAAAUGGUUUAGAAAUCGUUCUAAGGUACUAGCAGUUUACAAAAUGGAUUCUAGAAGAUUCUAGAACUGUGCUAAUGUAAAAUACGAGUGCAGAACACACACAAUCUAACAGCUCUUUCAGUACUUGUGCUGUAUAUGACAUUUGUUUUUACUCUGAUUCCUCAGAUUAAAAAAAGAAGAAAAAAAAACAUGUUCAUCUUUUCCCUUGUA